AUGAGCGGCUUCGAAGUUGUAGGUGUCGUGCUCGGUGCGAUCCCUUUGAUUAUCUCGGCCAUCGAGAUGUACAAAAAAACUAGUCGGCGGCUGAAGUUCGUUCAUCAAAAGGAAGCGCUUGUCAAUGAGUUGAUUCGGAGCCUACACGAGCAGCAUUGUUUCAUCAGAAGUGACCUCUCUUUGACACUAAAAGCCACUUCCCUCGAAGACAGGGACAUUGAAGUGCUACUUCAUCAACCAAGCUCCGAUCUAUUUCGCGACCAGGACAUUGAGUAUGAGGUCCAAGAGAAUCUUGGAGAUGGUUACAAGCCUUAUGUCGCAGCCCUAGCCCGCUGCGAGCAAAUAUUGAUGGAAGUAGCCCAGAGCUUGAGUGGGUUGACGUCAAAUAGUCAGGCCACCCUUUCAUCGCUUGUACAAGCGAACUCUCAAAGAAACGGAAUGUAUGAAUUCACCAGAAGAAUCAAAUUCAGUAUCGCCAAAGAUGAUAUCGAGCGUCAGAUAAGGGAACUUGAUAAAACUACAAUAAAUCUUGAAAGGAUUCGGCGUUAUGGAAAUUCACUGAUUGAGGUGACUUUUCCAUCAACUUCCAGAACAGUUUCAAAGAUAACUUCGUCUUUCGAUACGGUGGCCGAGCAUGCGCGCCGUCUCUACUCCGCGAUUGCUCUAGGAUAUACCGGAAACUGUCAUUCCGAACAUGAAGCGCAGCUCUUCCUCCAGCACAGAGCAGAUUUAUUAAAGAAGCCUAGGGCUCUCAAGGGGAUACCCCUUGCCUUUACAGUCGCUUUUGGCCCAGCUAUACCGGGCUCUUGCUUCAAGGCCGAGGUUAAGGUUAUGGAAGAGGAGCUGACUUCCUGCAUGGAUGGGUGA
Messenger RNA from Penicillium pulvis, 867 nucleotides. RefSeq lists its product as uncharacterized. The coding region runs from base 1 to 867 and encodes 288 amino acids. NCBI's taxonomy places the organism in Eukaryota, Fungi, Ascomycota, Eurotiomycetes, Eurotiales, Aspergillaceae. The transcript has 2 exons. The record is from RefSeq and is a predicted model, not a curated record.